Molecule: messenger RNA, 432 nt
Organism: Psammomys obesus (fat sand rat)
Lineage: Eukaryota; Metazoa; Chordata; Mammalia; Rodentia; Muridae
Gene: Tmem207
Product: transmembrane protein 207
Exons: 5
Coding region: 1-432 (143 amino acids)
Source: RefSeq, a predicted model, not a curated record
AUGUCAAGAUCCAGUGUUUACCGGGUCGCUUCCAAAAUCCCAACCACAGGAACCCUGUGCUUGCCACUCUUCCAGCUGGUGCUCUCAGAUCUAUCCUGUGAAGAAAAUGAAAUGUGUGUGAAUUAUGAUGAACAACAUCUCGAUGGUUGGUAUAUCUGGUUCCUAUUGCUGAUUUUCUUCAUGGUUCUCCUCUGUGGAGCAGUGCUUUUCUGUCUCCAAUGUUGGCUGAAAAGGUGCCGAUUUGAUCCACCCAGACGCACCAUGGCUGUUUUUGCUGUUGAAGACUUGGAUUCAAUAUAUGGUACAGAAAUGAUUGGCAGUUCAACAGCUGGCACCUGCUUUCCUGCUCAGAACACUGAACUGUUCCCUGCUCCGUGUUUUGGUGCAUUAGGUCCUCCACCUCCAUAUGAAGAAAUUCUAAAAACAAACUGA